CGUUAAAAAAAAAUCCCUGUUAGUGAACGCACUUGCUUAAUGCGUUUUAAAGGGGAUUUGAGCGUUCAAGAUUGGGAAAGCGCGCAGCAUCCCGUUAUUAAUAAUCAUCACUACCUGUUGAUUUUCUGUUUGUGACCGCACGGUGGCACCAAGGAGCCUAAAAGCGACCGGGACUGGGUUAAACGAUACGCCGAUCUCAGAAAGAUAUGCUUUUUUAAUUGGUUUGUUUCCCGCCGGAAACAAUCUGUCGGAAUUCGGACGCGAAAUGCAGCAGUUAGCUAACGAAUAGUGAGUUAGCUAACGAAUAGUGAAUUAAGUCGAGUCCAAAACGAGCUCUAUUUUUUAUUAUUAUUCAUUAGUGACCUUUUUGUCGUGUUUUGUACUGAAACACAAACAAAGUCGUACAUCCUCAGGUGAGCGCGGCCCCUGCCUGAUUGUGGUCAGGUAAUGCCAAUACGCUUCUGCUAAUUGCACUUUGUUAUGUUUAGCUAAACUUUUCUUCAACUACUAGCGAGCUGCGAAGGCCUGCUCGCACACGGUUCCUCAUUUUGAUGACUUUUGCGCGGUUCAAGUCUUAGGGGGCACUUUUAAUAACGUAGACCGUGCACACAGUCUGCAUUUAGCUCAUAGGCUCUAAAAGCAGAUUCGCGUAUUUUUUUAUUUGUGUUUAAUAAAUCGAUGUUUGCGCACAGGCGUGUGCUUAGGCGUGUGCGAGCCAUUCGUGACUUCGCCACCAGGUGGCGGUAGGUGUCUGUGCAAUUUACGAAACAUCUAUUCUGUUCAAAACACUUCAUUUCUUUAAUGCAAUGCACAUAAGCUACUCGUUUAAAUUGCAGGGCGACAGCAAACGUGCAAAAAGUGUAUAAACCGAACAAAAAGUAUCACUGAAAGGGCUUUACCUCGACGUUGGGUGUUUUGUGAUCACUGGAUAUGGUGAUAUGAGAUUAUUGUAUUUUUGCAUGUCUGUUUACACAGGGAGUACAGGCCCAUGACCAAACCUGAACGAGAGAAGCCCAACAAAGCUAAGACUCGUCUUAAAGGAACAUCUGGACACCGUUUCUCUUCAGCGGAGCCUGCUGAUGCUUCCAGUGGCAGGAGCGGCACGCGCCCGGCGUACGCAACGCAAGCGCAUCUCUGGGGGCGUGGUCAGGAGGAACGCGCGGCGGGCCGCCGGCGUAUUGAAAAGGCCGCGCUGUUACCAUCUCACAACUCAGAGCAGGUCGAGAGUCCGGUGCAACCCCUGCCCAUUGAAGCCACACGUGAACGCCACGAGCAAGACGCACGGCCGCUGGGCAUCCCAAAGAAAACUUUUUGCGUUUUUUCUCGCUCCUUUUCUUUUCCUCCGCGAAAUGGACAUCACUGCCAAGAUGGAAAUAAGCGUAAACCAGCAGCAGUUCAUGCCACCUGCCUGCUUUUUCGCCUCUCAGAGCAUCCAGCUCAGUCCGACCGACAGCCAGUGCAGCAACAAGUCCGCGUCCAAGCAGGCGAAAAGGCAGCGCUCGUCCUCUCCGGAGCUGCUCCGGUGCAAAAGGAGGCUCAACUUCGCCGGCUUCGGGUAUAGCCUGCCCCAGCAGCAGCCGCACGCGGUGGCCAGGCGCAACGAGAGAGAGCGCAACCGGGUAAAGCUGGUGAACAACGGCUUCGCCACUCUCCGCGAACACGUUCCCAACGGAGCGGCGAACAAGAAGAUGAGCAAAGUGGAGACGCUGCGCUCGGCUGUGGAGUACAUCCGCGCGCUCCAGCAGCUUCUGGACGAGCAUGACGCGGUGAGCGCGGCGUUCCAGUCAGGCGUCCUGUCACCCACCAUCUCCCAAAAUUACUCCAACGACAUGAACUCUAUGGCCGGCUCGCCCGUGUCCUCUUACUCCUCGGAUGAGGGCUCCUACGACCCUCUGAGUCCAGAAGAGCAAGAGCUCCUGGACUUCACCAACUGGUUUUGAACGUUCGCGAAAUCAAGGAAAUGCCUAAAAAUCGCAGCACUCGCUUGGGAGGAACCCGGGUGUCCUCCAAGAACACAAAGCACUGCGUUUGCGCUUCGGUCCGGUUCGGAUAGACUCGAAUCCGCACCCAGAGAUGGCCCACACAAACCGGCAAACCACGGGGUCCCGAGUGUCAAAGAGCCAAAGGACUAAAAGGGAAGAGCGGGAGUCCAGUCCUUCCAGCGCAUCCGCCCAAGAAAUCUAUUUUUAAAAUGACUUUCCACUACACUGUGGCGCGUAUACUAAAAACAACAACAAUAAGCAAAACGUUGUUCUUUUACCUAUGCUAAUGUAAUCAAAGAAGGUUUGCCCUGAUUGACCCCUCUCACAAACUCUAAUAUGCUUCCAACUUGGCGAAUUUUAUUAUAUGAAGUUCUAUUUGUAUAAAACAUGUUGUUUUUUUGAAAUAUAUUAAGCUAUUUUUGUAUGUAAGAGAUUUAUAGAUGUUUUUGUACGCGUUCAUUUUAAUAUGUAUCUAUUUUUGACCUAUAGCCUGCCGUAAAUCGCUCAUUACCUCUCGCUUAUUCAGACUUCUAGUCUCAAAUGCAUCGCAGCUGGCAAUUCCCUUUACGGUCGUGGAGGUUUAUAAGAGUUUCGAUUUCAACACCAACGUGUCUUAUUUAAUAGGAAUACUAAUUGCAAUGGUGAUGCGACUCGGGAGUGAUCAAAGGUUAUGCAGCUAUUGUCCAAACGGAGGUGUUUUGUGUCUCCACACUGCCUGUUCCACUUUGCCUUUACAAUGCUGGGUUUUGCAUCUCAGAAAAUAAGAAUAUGCCUUAUCUCCAUAUUUUCUACAGUUUAGUCUCAUAAUAAAAGUUUGGAAAAGAAA
Puntigrus tetrazona (Sumatra barb) is the source of this 2808-nucleotide messenger RNA. RefSeq names its product achaete-scute family bHLH transcription factor 1a (gene ascl1a). The record is from RefSeq and is a predicted model, not a curated record. Bases 1080 to 1940 code for a protein of 286 amino acids. Gene Ontology annotation, biological process: positive regulation of transcription by RNA polymerase II; regulation of neurogenesis; neuron differentiation. Gene Ontology annotation, cellular component: RNA polymerase II transcription regulator complex. Gene Ontology annotation, molecular function: RNA polymerase II transcription regulatory region sequence-specific DNA binding; protein dimerization activity; DNA-binding transcription factor activity, RNA polymerase II-specific. The transcript has 3 exons. Lineage: Eukaryota; Metazoa; Chordata; Actinopteri; Cypriniformes; Cyprinidae.